UUAUUCUGAAAGGUGAAGUCCGCACUAAUACAAAGCAUCAACAGCUUAUUUCUCUUUAAUUUUAUUGUAUAUCUUCACUCUCAUUCGAUGAUCAUAUUCGAUCCGGUUAUGUAAGCAGAAAAUACAGCUUCGGGAACGACGGACCAAUGAGAUCUUCGCUAAAGGCCUUACCGUGAACUUCACAGCUCCUCAACUCCGUCCUCUAUUUCAUAUUCAAUUGGCAUUGCGUUCCCAAUCUACUCUCACAACCGCCAAGAUGGCUUCCAGACAGCCCCAAUUUAACCAGCACAUCCUCGUCGACACGACGCCCAUGCCCGAUGGCAUUCCCAAGGUUCAAGAGAUCGGUGCCACCUCUGCUCCUCUGAUGAGCGCCUCGUUCUUUAUCGGUGACCGCUGCCGAGCAUAUAACGAUGACUACAUGAAGUGUAAGGCGGAAGCCAACGGCCGAGGAGAGUUCGAGUGUCUGAAGGAGGGUCGCAAGGUCACCCGUUGCGCCGCCAGUGUUAUCAAGGAUAUCAACACACACUGCUUGAAGCAAUUCAAUGCCCAUUGGGGGUGUCUCGAGAACAAUAACCACCAUAUGUUCGAAUGCCGAAAACCAGAGGUGGAAUUGAACAAAUGCGUUUUUGAGCAACUUGGGCUGAAGAAGGAAAUCCCCGGAACACCAUCCAACGUCACACCUGUUCACCUACGACCAAAGCAACUCUACGCUCAAUAUCCCGGAAACCAAUAUUAGAAUGCUAGAUUUUAAAAGGCAUAAUUCUCAUUUUCUCACUCCGAUUUCCCUUCUGGAAGAAAUGUGUGUAUAUAUUAGCUCGCUGUAGGAAUGAUAUUAUCUCUAUAAAAUGAAUACAAAAUGCAAC
Talaromyces proteolyticus is the source of this 863-nucleotide messenger RNA. Its product is annotated as putative NADH-ubiquinone oxidoreductase 19 kDa subunit. Lineage: Eukaryota; Fungi; Ascomycota; Eurotiomycetes; Eurotiales; Trichocomaceae. The record is from RefSeq and is a predicted model, not a curated record. The coding region runs from base 257 to 736 and encodes 159 amino acids. The transcript is spliced from 4 exons. Gene Ontology annotation, biological process: mitochondrial electron transport, NADH to ubiquinone.